AAGAACUAUUUUUGUUUCCCUAAAGAACUUUUUUUUUUUGUUCCCUAAAGCAGGGGUUCUUAAACUUUUUGCAUCCUAGGAUGUAAAAGAAUUUCCAAGAACCCCCUCCUUAUGAUGAUAUUACAGAUUUAAUUUUAAGUACAAUAAAGCAACAAUGUUCCAUCAUAAUCUUAAAUUCCAGCCAUUAGAACUUUCCACUCAUCCAGAUGUAGAUUUGAAACAGCCUGUAUCAUAUUUACAUCACUUCCUGAUAGCAGUUCAAUUUAAACAUUUAUGUUACAAGACUAAUUACACUCACAACUAUUGUGAUUAAAUAAUAAUCAUAACAACUUUGAUAUUAGUAGAUCAUAAUCAUUACUUUCACUGUCAUUAAAAAAAAGCAAUACAGUCAGGUAUAUGAUAUCCAUGAUAUACAUGAUACAUGUGAUAUUCAUCUGAUAUACACACACAGAACACUUUAUUAGGAACACCUGUACAUCUACUCAUUCAUGCAAUUAUCUAAUCAGCCAAUCAUGUGGCAGCAGCACAAUGCAUAAAAUCAUGCAGAUAUGGCUAGCAGCUUCCGGGUUAUGUUCACAUCAACCAUCAGAACGGGGAUAAAAUGUGACCUGAGUGAUUUUGAGCGUGGCAUGACUGUUGGUGCCAGAUGGGCUAGUUUGAGUAUUGCUAUAACUGCUGAAAACAAGUUUCAGAAAGCUGAGGCUGCAGUGGGCACAGGCUCACCAAAACUGGACAGGUGAAGCCUGGAAAAACAUAGCCUGGUCUGAUGAAUCUCAAUUUCUACUGAGGCGCACAGAUGAAUCCAUGGACCCAUCGUGCCUUGUGUCAACAGUCCAGGCUGGUUGAGGUGGUGUAAUGGUGUAGGGAAUGUUUUCUUGGCACACUUUGUGCUCGUUAAUACCAAUCAAUCAUCACUUGAAUGCCACAGCUGAUUGGAGUAUUGUUGCUAACCAUGUGAAUCCCUUCAUGGCCACAAUUUACCAUCUUCUAAUGGCAGGUUACAGCAUGAUAAUGCACCACGUCACAAAGCUGUCUGAAACUGGUUUCAUGAACAUGGCAAUAAGUUCAGUGCUCUUCAGUAGCAUUCCCAGUCACUGGAUCUGAAUUCAGUAGAACACCCUUGGGACGUGGUAGAGCAGGAGAUUCACAGCAUGAUGCGAUGAUGUCACAUGGACCAGAACCUCAAAGGAAUGUUUCAUUUUGUGGAAUCCAUGUCACAAAGAAUCAAGGCUAUUUUUAGAGCAAAGAGAAGCACUUCCCAGUAUUAGUACUGUGUUCCUAAUAAAGAGCUCUGUGAGUGUACAUCACAGACUACUGGAGGUCUCCAGACCCCACUCUGAAUACCAUGGCCUUAAAGAUCCAUCAGUCAAAAGGUUCUCUAAGAAACCUAUGUACCUAAGUAUACUGGUACCUACUUCUACUGCUACCAUUAUUAUUAUUAUUAUUAUUAUUAUUAUUAUUAUUAUUAUUAUUAUUAUUAUUAUUAUUACUACUACUACUACUACUACUACUACUACUAAUAAUAAUAAUAAUAAUAAGUGGAACAUUUGUAGAGAACCUGACAGAGGCUUCUAAAAGAGUUAAAAUAUACUACUAUCAUUGUUACUGAUAUUAAAAUGUUAAAACCUUAAACAACUAAGAGUUUAACGGCUGAAAUGGUAAAAGGUUGGAAUGGUUACAUUUUACAUUUUUUGUUUUACAAAUGUUUAAAGGUUGUUAUGGUAUACCUGUUAGUUGCUAGCAUGUUGCUAGAACAAGAAAAAGAAAGCGAAAAUUGAUAGUCAGAUUUGUUGUUAUUGUUGUGCAAAGCUCCAAAAAAAUUGUACCAGACCACAUAAAAAGGCCCAAGAUUCCCUUCUGAGUCAUCCUUUUGUGUAAGUGCAAAGUGAAGGUUACUGUAUAGUUGAAUUCAGUAUUAGUUUCCUGAGUGAAGACGGAGGAAGGAAGCGUUCACACUGCGUUGAGGUCAAGAGAACUGAGAACCACAACCAGCUUCACACGAAUUCCACAAAAAUCUUUCAGCUAAUAACGGGAACACACUUCAUUUUAACUCCCACAACCUCAGAAUUUUUUAAAAAUAACACUAUAUCCAAACCUAACUGUUUUUUGUAAACCAAUUGCUUUUGUUUUCACAAGUCUUUGCCUCCUCACACACCACCCAAAAGUUCUCAGUGCUGGAUUUUAACGCUUAUGAAUAGUUGGACCAACUAGACCAACUCUAUGAGUGAGCAUAGUCAAAGAUCAAUUCUUUAUUACUGAACAACCAGCUACCAGACACAGGUCGAGCUGUUCAAACUGGUGACCAGCACGAUGACACUUUGUCAACUAAGUGCCGGUAGAAAGGGAAAAAAAACGUUUCUGAAUUCCAGCAUUAUUAUGAAGACACUAAGACUAUUAGAUACAUUUAGUUAAAUGAAGUGACAUGUGGCCAAGUAUGGUGACCCACACUCAGAAUUUGUGCUCUGCAUUUAACCCAUCCAACACACACACACACACCCAGAGCAGAGGGCAACCUUUUUGGCUGCAGCACCCAGGGAGCAGUUGGGGGUUCAGCACCUUGCUCAAGGGUCUUACCUCAGUCGGGGUACUGAGGAUGGAAGAGAGCACUGGUCAUUCACUCCCCACACCUACAAUCCCUGCUAGACCUGAGACUCGAACCCAUGACCUUUGUGUUACAAGUCUGACUCUCUAACCAUUAGGCCAUGACUGUCCUAAGUUUGCUAAGUAAUAACUAAGUUUGGACCAGCUCAGCCUGUGUUUUAGCAAAGGGUAGCUGGUUAGACUGAGGUGGAGUGUUGGACAGGGAACGCAGUACUGUUGAUGAUUUUGUUGUUUGCUUGUCAGACAUGGUUAAAUGUAGAGGAACACAUUUGAACAGUGAGUAGUUGGGUUUCUCCAAAGCAUCGCAGCACAGCGGUCAUUGUUACAUGGUGGAGCUAGCAUCGUAUUGAACACUCUCUCUCCCAGGUAAGAUGAUCUUAAGUUUGAUAACUUUUGGGAAAUUCACCCCCUGGUACUUUCUAUAGUCCAUGAGAACCAGUCUGAGCUAAUGGUCCAGAUCUAAUUCCCCCAAUAAAUCAAAAUCUUCAUGAGAUGACACAAAUUCCCCUCUCAGAAAAAAAAAUACAUUAACACACACACACUCAGAAAAAGAGGGUAUUAACCUUUCCUUGUCUCUGUGGUGGUACCCUCAAGGGGGCAUAUCUUUUGGGUGCAUUUAGGGUAUGUUUAAAACAGUUUAAUGUAAAAUUGAACCUUAAGGACCAUCGUGAACCUUUAAUUAACUUUUAGAGUGAUAGGGUGUCAAAAAAUUACCUUUACAAAUUUUAUCCAAUAAAACUACCAAGUUUUUACAAGUUGUCUCAUCUUCCUUCUUCAGUGAUCUUCUGAAGUGAUGUGAUCUGACCUGAAUGCGUUGCAGUGUGUUACACCAUACAGCAUCUGGAUCAUCACCUGGAUGUUUCAUCAUCUCUAAUCAUUCUCAUAUGAAAUGGUUGUAACUUUUCUACUUUAAGAAAAAACAAACUUUGGGGUUUUGUAUAUCUAAAUUUCCUUCAUAGGCAAUUCUAUGUGUGUGAGUGAAUUUCUCAUUUAGUACCAAUGAUGUAAAGAUAAUUUUGCAUACACUACACCAGGUAAAAGAUACACACUAAAGCUACAAAUGAUGUAGAGAGCACCACCACCAGCAGCAGCGCCAAGAAAAGGUACAGUUUAGUCCUUUUUUCUGAGAGUGUGGACGUUACUUCAGCACUGGGGAUUUUGAUGUGUAUCUGUCUAAUUGUGUGAAGUUUGAUCUGAUACUGCAUUAGAUCAGAUCUCAGUAACAGCAUGGGAUCACCUGUCGUUUUAAUUCUCCUGGGCAAUUUUAGUUCGGUGGUAUCACCCUGGAAUCACCCGUCCUGCCUAGCCUGAAGGCAUGAUUGACAUGGGAACGUGCUAAAAAAGAAAGUAAAUCCAAGUUCCAAAGAAUGCAAAUGUGCUUAACCUUUCAAUGCUGGCUUUAAUGUGAAAGAGCUGGGAAAGCGCUUCGUCUUUUCGCUUUUCAGUGGGUCUCCUAUAAAAGAAAAGAAAACUGCACUGCACUUGUGCACUGAACGUCCUCCAGAUAACGUCUGUUGAUCAUUCUGCAUUGCUUGAUUUGCGUGCUUCAGGAUGAUGGCAGUGGUAAAUGUGUGGGGUUUUAUUAUGCUCACUCUCAGCAGCUGGAGCUGCGCAGCUGGAUGCACAUGGAUGAAGACGCAGAACAGAGCAUCUCUAAGCAGCUUCCAGGUUUUAAGCAGCAGCUCCAUUUUUCACCUUGAGCAGGCGUGCAAAGAUUCUGUGCAUAGUCAUGACACACUCAGCAUGGAGUUUCCACACAAACAGUACAACCUCAUACACCAGCUACAGGCACAGGAUCACAUUCUGUUCAUUUUGCGGACUCUAAAGAGCAUCAGGAGGAUCUAUAUAAAGAAAUAUGAGAAGGUGGACUGCGACCAGCGCGAGCUGCAGAUCUUCCUGCUCGAUGUGGAUCGUCAGAUUCUGGAGCUGGAGCAAUGUGAAAAAAAUAUCUUGGCCACCAACGUGCAGAAGAGAAUAUCUAAAAAGAUGGAUCUGCACUUCAGGAGUCUGGUUUCUCGCCUGAAGAGCACAGUGCGCAUCCCGGAGGAGCUGUGGUGUGGAUUACAGCACAGAGGGCUGGAAUGAGCUCGCAGGAGUGGUGCUGAAACACCUGAGAAGACUCGACCUGCUGGCCACCAAAACUAAAAGCGACCUUCAGGAUUAACUGCUCUUCAGAAACCUGCUCAGAUUCCUCUUAAUACCCAAAACACAUCAUAUCCCUGUCACCUUCCUUUCAUAACUUAGAUUUUAUUUAUGUCUUCAUGGGUUUUUUGGAUUUCGGUAAAUUCUGGCAGUAUUAAUUAUUUAUAUGUAGGUCCAUUUUUUAAAAACAGUAUAUUGUAUUUAUGUUUAUCGGGAUUUAAGUGCAUUUUGGAGGCAUUAAUAGUAGGCAUCAAUUAAAGAUAUAGUUUUAAAGAUUUAAUUAUUCCUAUUUUUUUUUAUUUCUUUCAUAACAUAUCUCACGGUAAUUUGCAUAUAAGCCAUUUUUGUUGACAUUAGGUAUUUAUGUGUAUGUAAUUGUUAGUAUGUCUGUUAACACCAUCAUUAGGAAUGCUGUAUUAUUAUUUUUAAAUGAAACAUUUUAUAAAAUAAAAUAAAAAUGUUUUUUAUAUUAA
Pangasianodon hypophthalmus (striped catfish) is the source of this 5216-nucleotide messenger RNA. Its product is annotated as interferon a3-like. Bases 4153 to 4686 code for a protein of 177 amino acids. Gene Ontology annotation, molecular function: cytokine receptor binding. NCBI's taxonomy places the organism in Eukaryota, Metazoa, Chordata, Actinopteri, Siluriformes, Pangasiidae. The record is from RefSeq and is a predicted model, not a curated record. Gene Ontology annotation, biological process: defense response. The transcript has 5 exons. Gene Ontology annotation, cellular component: extracellular region.